AUGGAAUCAUCCGCUGCAGAUAAGAAGCGCAACAAGCUUGGAUACCAUCGCACCUCUGUCGCAUGCGUACACUGUCGACGACGGAAGAUCCGGUGUUUGCUCGCCGCGGACGAUGCUCAGGGACGAUGCGAGAACUGUAUACGACUGCGCAAGGAGUGCCAGUUCUUCCCAGUUGAUCAACAACCCCCCAUCGAGAAGAAGUCGCGCCCAAGUUCCCAGCUGGAAACGGCCUCGACUGAUCCAUCGACUGCCUCGUCUUCGCCCCCCACCCUCACCGGUGACCAAACGGAGGCCUACUUUCCCUAUCAGUCGAUGUCAUUGGGUGCGAACCCCGACGUAACCGGAUUCAAUGCUGCGGUUUUCCCUGGCAACCCGAUGGUGACUUUCGCUCCCGAGCGCACCGUUCCCUCUUCGGAAUUCGCGCCGCAUCCGUCCAUCGAUUCCUCGACUGUCGCUUGGGAUGACUUCACGACGAUACCUGACCAGCAGAUGCUAGCUUCCAUGGCCGCUGGCAAGCCCAUGAUGAACGUACCCGCCAACGUCUGGACUCCUGCGCCUGGCCAAAUGGCUCCGAUGCCCGCUACGUCGCCUCUUCCCGGCACUCCGACGGUUCCGUCCCAGAAUCAAGGGCUCAAUCCAGCACCCACGUAUACCAUCCAGCCGGAUGGAUCGGUGUGGCAAGUGGCACCCACGCGAUCAAUGACCUUCCCCGCACAGCCCGCCGAUAUGACCGCGUCGUAUCCCAACCCUGCGCAAUUCGUGCAACCAAUUCCCGCCGAUCUCAAACGCAGAAUGACCAGUCCGGCGCAGACGUUUCCCGGUGUUCCGAUGAACCCUCAGAGUCCUCCUUCGGCAGAGCUGCAAGGCACUCCGGUGUCUGUGUCAUAUCCUGGUCAACCGGGCACUUUGGGUUAUCCUGGUUGGCAGGACAUCAAUGCCAUGUCGCCGAUGAGCGUGGUGCAAUAUCCCAUGUACGCUGGCGAUCCGGUGCAACAGGCAGGCUUUGGCAGCCCUCCGCCAAUGGGACACCCGGGUCCAGCACAAUCUCCACCAUGA
Molecule: messenger RNA, 1056 nt
Organism: Aspergillus homomorphus CBS 101889
Lineage: Eukaryota; Fungi; Ascomycota; Eurotiomycetes; Eurotiales; Aspergillaceae
Product: putative C6 finger domain protein
Exons: 3
Coding region: 1-1056 (351 amino acids)
Biological process (GO): regulation of DNA-templated transcription
Molecular function (GO): zinc ion binding; DNA-binding transcription factor activity, RNA polymerase II-specific
Source: RefSeq, a predicted model, not a curated record